UCCCCUAGGCCUCACGCCUUUUGUUCUUCCUAUCAAAACAGAGUUAAUGAUUUCUCAGAGGCGUCGUUACUCCGCAGAUAAGGAUGCCAUCUGUAGGUCAGUCGGAUGGGUCCCCGAGAGCUGAGGGCUCCCUCCGCGAGCUGGGGCAAGCCGCCUGCUCUCAAAGGCGAUGUCCCCAACCGCAAAAGGGGGGUUGAUAACAACGCCUAGCGGCUCGGGCGUCUGUGAGGGCGGUCCCACAUGCGCACCGUUCAGAGUGCCUGGCUCAGAGCUCUCGCCUGCACCCAUGCCACUCGUUGCUGUCAUGGCCAUGACUCCGGAUGAGAAGCCGGGAAAGUUGAGCCGACUGACGGUAAAUCAGCGGUUCUCGACUUGGCCGCGUGUCGGGAUCACCUGGGGGAACUCAAAAAAAUACCCCUGCCUGGGAGAAGAGCCACCCCUGGGGGUUGCGGCUUCGUUGGUGGGGGUUGCAGUCUGGGCAGUGGAUGUAGCAAAGCUCCCAAGUGAUUCUAAUGCGCACCCAGGACUGAGAGCUACGACCCUGAACAGUUUGCAAAUGAGAUGUUCUCGCAGCUCUGGUCUACGGCUGCAGAACGUUCUUUUAGGAGAGACUGCUAGAAGGUCUUAAAGCCAACCAGAUUCCCUGUACCUUCCUUAUAAAGGUCAUGUUGAACGUGGGGGCCGUUCAAGGCUCUCCCAGCGUCUGCACUUGUCCGGGGUCCCCAAGGGUUUGGAACCUGAUAAAAGCGAGGUUCCCUGUGACGUGUGCAUGUUUCUCAUAAAGUUCUACAUGCAGAAAUUUGGCUUCAGCGACAAAGAAAAGGAAAGCAAACUUGUUUGAACAAAAGGAGUUUCUCUUCCUUCGAGCCACGCCAGCUUGUAAGCCUCCACAAAGCAGGGAAGGCAGCUCCUCCUUUCGCUCGCAGACACUGAUAGACUCCGUGCCUACCAGAGUGGUUCACCGUCAAGACAAACGGCGUGCACUCCCUGGCCAGGAGUCCUAAGCCCUUAAACUACCUGCGGUCCACAUCGAAGCUCCAGGAUAUGCAGAACUUUCUCGCAGCACCCGAGCCACCACCAUGAGGACCUGCCUGCGGAGACCCAGUCGUCUGGGCCAAGCGGUCCAAUGGCUCUUGCUUUUGGCCGUGUUGAUCUCCUUAUUCUUUGUCCUGCCCUCCCUUGUUAAGGAACCCGACACGAAACCUUUCAGGCGUCAGCACAUGGAUGACGAGGAGAGAUCUUCAGGGUCGCCACACAAGUCUGCACAGCAGGCUCCCCCACGGGAAGGAAGGACAGCGGCUCCUGCAUCAUCGUCCGCGCGAGGGAACAGCGUGCAGGUGCCCCCGGCCCAGGCCACAGCCCACCCUGCCAAGGGGGACAUCAGAGAAGAGACCGGUGGGGCCACCUCGACUGGGCCGGCCCCACCGAGGGGUCGAAAGAGGAAGGACACCGUGCUGGACACGCGGCCCCCGAGGGCACGGGAUGGGGGAGUGGCCUCAGAGGCACUGUCACUGAGGAGCCAGGACGCGAGGACAACCAAAGGAAGGCAGGACCAGAAUGGGGAGCCCACGGCCACCAGGACGGUGCCCUCGAAGCCUCGGGCCAAAGCGGCCACCACGGCAAGGACACCUGUGCCAGAAAGCCAGGCCGAGGCGCUGACCACCCCGGGAGCAGGGCCACUGAAAGGCGUGGCCUCGGCCGUGAUGCCCCGCCGGGAGACACCCCGGGCCAAGCCACCCUCCACCCCUCGCCAGGCCCGCACCACACAGAGAAGCCGAAGUCUGCGGGCCGCCAACUUCAAGUCUGAGCCCCGGUGGGAUUUCGAGGAACAAUACAGCUUUGACGUGGGGGCCCUACAGACGACCUGCCCCGACUCAGUGAAGGUCAAGGCCUCCAAGUCACCCUGGCUGCAGACACUCUUUCUGGCCAACCUCACCCUCUUCCUGGACUCCAGCCACUUCAACCGGAGUGAGUGGGACCGUCUGGAGCACUUUGCGCCACCGUUUGGGUUCAUGGAGCUCAAUUAUUCGUUGGUGCAGAAGGUCGUGACCCGCUUCCCUCCGGUGCCCCAGCAACAGCUGCUCCUGGCCGGUCUCCCCGCCGGGAGUUCCCAGUGCAUCACGUGCGCCGUGGUGGGCAACGGGGGCAUCUUGAACAACUCUCACGUGGGCCGGGAGAUAGACAGCCAUGACCACGUCUUCCGACUGAGUGGAGCGGUCACUAAGGGCUACGAACAGGAUGUGGGCACCCGGACGUCGUUUUACGGCUUCACUGCCUUCUCCCUGACCCAGUCGCUUAUGGCCUUGGACGGUCAGGGUUUCCGGCACGUGCCUCUGGGGAAGGACGUCCGCUACCUGCACUUCCUGGAAGGCACCCGAGACUAUGAGUGGCUGGAGGCGAUGUUUCUCAAUCAGAGCCUGGUGAAGACUAGCCUUUCCUGGUUCAGGCACAGGCCCCAGGUGGCUUUCCAGGGAGACCCGCCAUGGGACAGAUACCUGCUGCUGCACCCCGACUCGCUGCGGUACAUGAAAAACAGGUUCCUGAGGUCCAAGACCCUGGACACUGUGCACUGGAGAAUCUACCGCCCCACGACCGGCGCCCUCCUCCUGCUCACAGCCCUUCAGCUCUGUGACCAGGUGAGUGCCUAUGGCUUCAUCACCGAGGGCCACGAGCAAUUCUCCGAUCACUACUACGAUAAGUCCUGGAAAAAAACAGUCUUUUACAUCAACCACGACUUCCAGUUAGAGAGAACGCUCUGGAAGCGGCUGCACGAUGAAGGUAUAAUCCAGCUGUACCAGCGUUCCGUAACUUCCAAACCAAAGAUGUGACUGGAGCCUGAUCAGCAGCGGUCUCCUCGGCCUUUCCGGGGCACGGGGCAGGGUGGGGGGGUGUUGAGGCCUUCCGCCAUUUUCCCGGGGCUCAGUUUGGGCUCCAAGCCCCUCCAGACACCCCCGGGGACCACUGAGGAGAGACUCCCAAGAUGGCAAAUGACUGAGGUUUUGGAGACCUCGGAACAUCGCUACGGGUUCCGUUCAAAGGGAGGAGGAGUCCGGUCUGGAGACCAAGGAAUUUGAACGAAAUGGCGUGAUGACUGGUCAAUACCACAGAUCCCUGCUGAAAUUCACCCUUCACUGUCCAGAAGAUGCUUGACACGAGGGGAAGAAGCCUGAACCUACGGACGCACGUCGAGUUGGCCUUUUUUUGGUGUUUUCCCUGAGUAGGCUUUACACCCAAUGGGCGAGGAGCCCAUUGAGGGGCUUGAACUCAUGACCCUGAGAUCAAGACAUCUGCUGAGAUCGGGGCACCCGGGUGGCUCAGUCGGUUGAGCGUCCGACUUCGGCUCAGG
This is a messenger RNA of Herpailurus yagouaroundi (jaguarundi), 3346 nucleotides long. RefSeq names its product ST6 N-acetylgalactosaminide alpha-2,6-sialyltransferase 1 (gene ST6GALNAC1). The record is from RefSeq and is a predicted model, not a curated record. Gene Ontology annotation, molecular function: alpha-N-acetylgalactosaminide alpha-2,6-sialyltransferase activity. Gene Ontology annotation, biological process: oligosaccharide biosynthetic process. Bases 1080 to 2828 code for a protein of 582 amino acids. NCBI's taxonomy places the organism in Eukaryota, Metazoa, Chordata, Mammalia, Carnivora, Felidae. The transcript is spliced from 9 exons.